Messenger RNA from Phyllopteryx taeniolatus (common seadragon), 3442 nucleotides. Its product is annotated as alpha-2,8-sialyltransferase 8E-like. Gene Ontology annotation, biological process: oligosaccharide metabolic process; N-glycan processing. The record is from RefSeq and is a predicted model, not a curated record. Gene Ontology annotation, molecular function: alpha-N-acetylneuraminate alpha-2,8-sialyltransferase activity. The coding region runs from base 292 to 1437 and encodes 381 amino acids. The transcript is spliced from 6 exons. Lineage: Eukaryota; Metazoa; Chordata; Actinopteri; Syngnathiformes; Syngnathidae.
GGUGUUUUUUUUUGUUUUUUUUAAGGAAGUGGAGACCUUUAGAAGCAGAAGAUUUUUAGCUUUGGGGACGACGCUGAGGAUUAUGAUUUCUUUUUUUUUUGAGCACGGAAGACAUGACGAGGAUGGACUGUGCAUGGAAAGUUAGAUGCGGGGGGAGUAUUGUUUGGAAGUGAGGUAGACUAGAGAGUGAUUGAGAGAGAGAGAGAAAGAGAGAGAGAGAGAGAGAGAGAGAGAGAGAGAGAAAGGGAGAGGGAGGUGCAGCUGAGGCUCAAGUAGGAACUAUGACAGCCCAUGGACACUGGGCCAGACAAGGUGCGCUCGGCGAGGCGUUCGCCAGCUGAAACGGGAGCGAGACCGCGAACCAGCAUGGCCUCAGGCGUGUCCUUUAUGAUCACUCUGCUUUGCGUGGGCAGCCUGCUGUCCACUAUCACCUGGUACAUGAUUGACGACGAGAGUGCGGUGGCUUCUCACAAACCACCCCCUCAGAAGAAAAGUCCUUCUGAGCCCUCUGCACUUUGUAAAGGCUGCAGGAAACUGAUUGACGACGUGUUGAAGCGUCAUUCUGAAAACUGGAAGAAGAACGAGGAAAACCACCGAACAUUUACCUCCAAGCUGAGCAGCUCGUGUCGAGGGUUUGACAGGGCCGUCGUCACGCAGGCCAACACGCCCGUGGGAACCAAGAUUCAAUACGAUGGAGAAAGGGGCAGGAUACUGCAGGUGACGCCGGCCAUCUUCAAAACCUUCGCAAAAGAGCAUCCGUUCUCCAACCGGACGUUCGAAACGUGCGCCGUGGUCGGCAACGGAGGCAUCCUGAUGGACAGCGGCUGCGGAAACAUGAUCGACUCGGCUCAAUUCGUGAUAAGGUGCAAUCUUCCGCCUUUGAACGACGAGUACGGCAAACAUGUGGGCGUCAGGACCGAUCUCGUCACGGCCAACCCCAGCAUCCUCAAGGAAAAGUACGAAUCUCUGAUGGGACGACGGCGGAGCUUUGCGGAGAGACUGCAGAGCUAUGGAAAGGCCCUGAUCCUCCUUCCCGCCUUCUCGUACGCCUUCAACACGGGGCUGUCAAUGCGGGCGGUCUACACCCUGGACGACUUCGGCAGCCCCGCUCACGCCGUCUUCUUCAACCCAGACUACCUGCGCAACCUGUCUCGGUUCUGGAACUCCAACGGCCUCAAGUCCCACCGGCUCAGCACGGGCAUCAUGAUGGCCAGCCUGGCUCUGGAGGCGUGCUCCAAUGUGCACCUGUACGGCUUCUGGCCCUUCAGCAACCACCCGCACGGACUCUACCCGCUCACCAAUCAUUACUACGACGACAGGCCGGUAAACGCCAGGUUCCACGCCAUGCCCGUGGAGUUUGACCUGCUCCUCAAGCUGCACAGCCAGGGCGUGCUCAGGCUUCACCUCGGGGAUUGUCCAGCCAACCAAAAGAUGUGACUCAUUUGCACUGGGGGGGGGGGGGGGACACAUAACACUGAAAACCUUUUAAACCUUAAAGAUUAUUUAUUACUGCGGGUCAUCUAUCUUGAGUCUGGAGUAAUUGUUUUUAAAAGCCAUUCUGAGGCCUUAGAGGAGGUUCACACAGUGCCUUUUGUCACUCCAAUGUAACUUAUCUUGUUUACACGCUCCAUCAAGAUUGCAAACAUUUGCCGAAACGCCUAAAUGCCACUGUAUUUUAUUUUCACACGUUACAAUAUUGUGUAGCUUUCUUGUGACUGCGCUUCAUUGCCAAUGACAACUGUUCUGCUCUGGAAACCAAAAUGUCCUCAAUUUUGUCGUAUGAAGGAGAAAAGGUACAUACGACGAGUGUAAGAAAGGUGCCAGGACUGGUGUCACCAAAAAUAAAUCCAAUCCAAAUCAAAUUCAAACUAAAGGUUUUCCCCUUCAACGUAAUCCCAAACGCACAUUGUCAGCCUUCUCUGCCAGCCUUUCGUGUCUCCUGGAAAGAUUCUUCUGGAAUCUUCUGCACCUCCGUAGUCACGGCCAUCUUGAUGCCUUUUUCCAAACGGGUCCCCUUGAUGACCCCCUGUGAAUUUAGGACAGAGGAAGAAUAAUCACACGGAUGGCAGGUCUGGGGAGUAGCUAGGUUGCUCCAGCAAGCGGAUAGUCUUCUCUGUUGGGAAGUGUCUGAUGCUCAGGGAAUUGUUGAAGCAAAAAGCACAGGAUCCCUUUGUAGAUGGGCAGGUUGAUCAUCUGGCCCACACUGAAGGGGGAAACCCACGGUUUGUAGUUUGGAUGUGAAAUACCUUUUGGGCCGCCAAUCCUGGAACCUUUCUGACACAUCUUGUACAGAUCUUGUUACAACUAUAGUUAAAAAUUACGACUUUAUCCUUGCUACAUUACUUUUGUCUCAAGUAAUACAAAAUAUAUUUUUAUAAUUGACAUUACAUGACAUGAUGAUGUUAUUUUAAUAAUUUAGCAACUUUUUCACAUAACUUUAUUCUUUUACAUCUGAACAUUUCUGACAUUUUAUCGCAACGGUUCAACUUGUAACUUAUGGACUAGUUCUCAAAACUUUACCAUUUUUAAUUCUGGUACGACUCAUGACAUAUUUACUGUUUUCUCAAUUUUUCUACUUAUUGUAACUUUUGGACUUUUUUUCAUGAGGACAUGGUGGCUCUUUCUUACAACUUUGUGACUUUUCCUCCCAACCAAAUUCAUGACAUUUUUUAUUGCAAUUUCCUCUCCUAUCUUUUGUCUUGUAACAUUACGUAUCGCACCCACCGCCGGUAUCAUUGACUUUUAAAUUGCUACUUUUUCUGGCAACUUUAAGACUUUCUGAUAAAUUUGGUUCUCUCAAAAUUAAUUUUUCUUUCUCAUAAAACAACUUUUUAAUCGCAAAUUUUCUCAGUAAUUUUACUACAUUUUCUUGGAACUUUUUGACUUUUUGCCAAAGCAUUUAGACUUUUUUACCCUAACAUUACAACUUUAAAGCGCCAAUUCACGUUUUUCUUUUCCUUGUAACUUUGACUUUUUCAGGUAUUUUUAUCUUGUAAGUUUUUGUUUUUUUCCGAUUACAUUACGAUUUCCUUCUCGUAAUGAUACCAUUUUUUUCCUUCAUACUUUCUUUUCCCUCCAGGGUUAAUCUACUAUCUAAAAAGUGGUACUUGUUUUUAUUUUUUCAUUUUUUAUUUAUUUAAAUGCAGAUUGUAAUCAAUUGACAUAACUGUGAAUUGAGCACUUUGGGUUAGAAUUUGGGGCUUUAUUUUUCUCAAUAACAUGUUCAUUGUAUGGUUGCUAUCGUUCUUUGGGUCUGUUACAUUGAUUUUUAUUUUUUUUGUAAUGCCUGGAACACACCCACUCGCACACACAUUGGAGGUACUUGUAGGGACUAUUUAAUAGGCAAUAAAAUAAGCCAAAGUGCUCUACUGACAUGUGCCGACGUGCACAUUAAACGUCUCACUGAAGCACUGACAACAAAAAUAAAUGUUGUUUUCUUGAA